GCGCCGUUCUCUUCGUGGUCAUGACUGGUGAUUCAAUUUUGGUCUGUCACAACCACAAAACCAUGCCACGUGUCGCGAGUUCUACAAGCAACGAAACAGGUGCCUGCGGUGCCUGCAGUGCCUGUGUUUGAACUUUCGGUGUCACUUUGAUUCUUCUUGAAGAUGGGUUGCAGAUAAACCUUUUGACGAACAGAAAAUCCAGAGUCCUAUAACAGGAUCAAUCCUACUCCUCUUCCUAGAGUAUUUCCUUUUCUUUAUCACUACCUAGGUGUCUUCCUCGAGAAAUGUCCGCACGACUUCUCACAGUCACAGCCCAAGGGGCUGCUCUGGCUGCCGCCUCGAAUACCCUUGCUCAAGGUUUCACCAUCUACCGGGACCAAACCCUCUCUGCAUUCGACCCGGUCACCCUCCUUCAUUUCGUGCUCUACUCUGUCAUAAGCACUCCGCCCAACUACAAGUGGCAGUUGUGGUUGGAAGACAACUUCCCUAGCAAUCCCAAGAAAGAUGUGGCCGCUCCGGAAAAGAAGAGCGAUGAUGCAAAAGGCGAGGAGAAACAGACGCUCUCGGUGACCAACACAAUUGCCAAAUUCGUGCUGGAUCAGUCCAUUGGCGCAGCCUUCAAUACUCUGCUCUUCAUCACCAUGAUCAAUCUAUUUAGAGGCGCUGGCUAUGAUAAGAUCAUGACAGCUGUACGAAGAGAUUUCUGGACCAUGAUGAUCGCAGGAUACAAGUUCUGGCCUCUUGUCUCGAUUCUCAAUCUUUCCGUCGUCCCCGUUGAACAAAGAAUGCUUGUUGGUGGCUUGGCUGGAUUGGCCUGGGGUAUUUAUGUUAGUCUCAUGGGGCUCUGACUGGUCAUGAAAGGCAAGAGUGCGAAAUAGACAGCAAUAGAGGUCCUGCAGGCAUCCGAAUCCGAUGCAUCGUUUAGUUGGACCAAUGCAGGAAAAGCCUUGCGGAGUACUCCGUAGGGAGUGUGGGAGUACUGUAUAGCCGUAAGCCAACCGGCCUAAGCCGGUUUGAAUCAUAAACCGAGGUACAAGCUUG
Messenger RNA from Exophiala xenobiotica, 1041 nucleotides. RefSeq lists its product as uncharacterized. The transcript has 2 exons. The coding region runs from base 285 to 848 and encodes 187 amino acids. Lineage: Eukaryota; Fungi; Ascomycota; Eurotiomycetes; Chaetothyriales; Herpotrichiellaceae. The record is from RefSeq and is a predicted model, not a curated record. Gene Ontology annotation, cellular component: cytoplasm; membrane.